This is a messenger RNA of Plasmodium inui San Antonio 1, 663 nucleotides long. RefSeq lists its product as hypothetical. The transcript has a single exon. Bases 1 to 663 code for a protein of 220 amino acids. Gene Ontology annotation, molecular function: structural constituent of ribosome. Gene Ontology annotation, biological process: translation. The record is from RefSeq and is a predicted model, not a curated record. Gene Ontology annotation, cellular component: ribosome; mitochondrial large ribosomal subunit. Lineage: Eukaryota; Apicomplexa; Aconoidasida; Haemosporida; Plasmodiidae.
AUGGUCCCCAAAAGGGUUCGCUAUGACUUCCACAGAGGGGAACAGCACACAGGAGGACAACACAUAGGAGAACCACACACAGGCAUUACCAACUGCCUCUACAUAUUUAAGCGCUUUAAAAUGGUGAAGACGAGUUCUUACAGAAGGAAAAGUAGGAGCUCUCCUAAUGGACAAGGGCAGAAGGCAAAAAUAGGAAUCAAACGGCUAAGUGCUGAGUAUGUAAAAACAGGACAACUUCUCGUUAAGCAAAGAAAGAUCAUUGCUUUCAAUUUUGAGAGAAAGACACGGAGACGCAAUUUUAAGUACUACCCAGGGGAACACGUUAAGGUUACAAAAAACACAAGUUUAGUAGCCCUCACAAAUGGGAGAGUAAAAUAUACAUUUCACACUGUGCAGAAUGUCCUCAUCGUGAAUGUACUUCCAGAGGAGUUAGGAGAACUCAGGGAAGAAGACUUAUAUAGAUACAGAACCGAGCAUGUGAGAUCGUUUGAGGAGAAUAGGAGUCUCGUUUAUCUUCGAAUGAAACAUGUGGUCAGCUUCCCUCCCAGUAAACAGACACAGUUUAGGAAGCCUCCACUCCGGCCACAGUUUUUGGCUAAGUAUGAUAUCGAGGACAAUCCGACGCUGAAGGAGGUGCCCGUGCUGUAUCACAAGCGGGAGUGA